AUGACGAACUUCGCAAUCAAGAUCGUCUCUGAUACGUGGUGCUAUGUGGGCAAAAAGCGUCUUGAGAAGGGCAUCAGCCUCUACAAGGCCGCACAUCCUGAUUCCAAGGAUACUUUCAGCAUUUCCUGGUUCCCUUAUUAUCUCAACCCCCAUGCUCCCGAAAUUGGGGUGGAGAAGGCGGAAUACAUGAACGCCCGCUUUGGUGCUGAACGUGUGAAGAUGAUGCAGGCUCGUUUGGCUCAAGUUGGACAAGCCGAAGGGAUAAAUUUCAAUCCUGGCGGAAAGACGGGAAACACCCGCGAUUCGCACCGGCUGGUCCAGCUGGGGAAAACCAAAGGUGAAGCUGUCCAGACACGAGUGGUGGAGGAACUGUUUGCAUCAUACUUUGAGAACGAGGGUGACAUCACCUCCCACGAUACCCUUACGGAAGCUGGGGUGAAAGCGGGACUAGACGAGAGUGAUGUAAGGGCAUGGCUAAAGAGUGACCAAGGCGGACCUGAAGUCGACCAAGAAGUUGCAGAAGCGAAACGAGCAUUUAUCUCGGGUGUGCCCAAUUUCACCAUCCAGGGCAAAUAUCAAAUCGGAGGAGCUGAGGAUCCAACGACCUUCUUGGAGACCUUUGAGAAAGUUCGAGCGGAAGAAACAUCUGGCUGA
Messenger RNA from Arthroderma uncinatum, 654 nucleotides. Its product is annotated as DSBA-like thioredoxin domain protein. The record is from RefSeq and is a predicted model, not a curated record. The transcript has 2 exons. Gene Ontology annotation, molecular function: oxidoreductase activity. NCBI's taxonomy places the organism in Eukaryota, Fungi, Ascomycota, Eurotiomycetes, Onygenales, Arthrodermataceae. The coding region runs from base 1 to 654 and encodes 217 amino acids.